This is a messenger RNA of Branchiostoma floridae (Florida lancelet), 1877 nucleotides long. RefSeq names its product zinc transporter 2-like. Lineage: Eukaryota; Metazoa; Chordata; Leptocardii; Amphioxiformes; Branchiostomatidae. The transcript has 8 exons. Gene Ontology annotation, molecular function: zinc ion transmembrane transporter activity. The record is from RefSeq and is a predicted model, not a curated record. Gene Ontology annotation, cellular component: plasma membrane. Gene Ontology annotation, biological process: response to zinc ion; zinc ion transmembrane transport. Bases 37 to 1275 code for a protein of 412 amino acids.
GAAACAGUCUGGCACCUAGGCUAAGAUGAACCCAAAAUGGCGGCGGGUCGUGAAUUAGAGGAUAUCGGGUCACGCGCCUUACCAAGAAACCUGGACUUGCGCCCAAACCACGACCGAUCCAUGUCGCUCAACUCCGACCACGGGGACUCUCUCGACUAUCUACAAAGUUUCAACGAGAGAAACGCACAUUUAAGCUUCCAGAGACCGCUCGAAGAUUCCGAUGAUGAGCCUUUGUUGGAUAUUGGCGAAGGGGGCCCUUCCUGUAACCAUACGGGCCCGUGUUCGUGUCCCCCCGCCGGGACAACGACAACAUCCCGGAGGCCACGAUUCAGAGAUAAGAAGGCCAGGAACCAGCUCCUCAUCUGCUGCGUCCUUUCCUUCCUCUUCAUGAUAGGAGAAUUUAUAGGAGGUUACCUGGCCCAUAGCCUGGCUAUAAUGACAGAUGCUGCCCACAUGUUCAGCGAUUUCGGCAGUUUUCUCAUCAGUCUGGGUGCCUUGUGGAUUGGGUCUCGCCAGCCUACAGAUAAAAUGACAUUUGGAUACUACAGAGCAGAGGUUCUGGGAGCCCUGGUGAGCGUGUUGAUAAUCUGGCUGCUGACAGGGAUACUGGUGUACGAGGCUGUACAGAGGAUCAUCCACAAGUCCAUACAGAUACAGGGGGACACCAUGCUCAUAACAGCGGGCUGUAGUGUAGCUUUUAACAUCUUAUUGACCAUCAUACUGCAUUUCCAAGGAAGAUCACAUGGGCACUCACAUGGAGGGACUUCGCGGGUAACUGACGGAGAAACCGAGGGAAGGAACAUCAACGUGAGAGCAGCCUUCAUCCAUGUGAUUGGUGAUUUGCUACAAAGUGUGGGAGUUCUGAUAGCAGCAUAUAUCAUCAGAUAUAAGCCGGAGUACCAGAUAGCAGACCCCAUCUGUACGUUCCUGUUCUCAGGCCUGGUGCUGGUCACCACCUUCACCAUACUUAGGGACACCAUCAGGGUCCUCCUGGAAGCAACUCCCAGAUCUAUAGACGUGAGUGCAGUAAAGCGAGACCUAGCCAUCCUACCUGGAGUCAGGGGAGUCCACAACUUACAUGUCUGGUCUCUCACCAUGGACAAGAAUGUGCUUAAUGUGCACUUGAUAUUGGCUCAAGACGCAGACCACGAGGCAGUGCUUCAUUCCGCUACAUGGAGGAUACGUAAGAACUACCCGAUCCAUCACUGUGCAAUACAGGUGGAGAAGGCAUGUCCCUCCAGUGUGCUGGAAACCAAAGGGGUAGUAGAGGCCUAGCCAGGGGUACACCAUCUUCUCAAAUGUUCCCGGUAAUUAUGUAACAGAUGACACUAUAAUUCUGGACUGACAGUCUGAUUCUGGAAAACGUUCUAAUUUCUAGGCCAAAAAGCAGUUACUCAAACAAGCAGCUGGAUAUGAUUUUAGAAACAGUCAGAUAUUUAAGACAGCCAUCCGGAUGGCUAAUUUCUGAAACGUCUGACCAUUUCCAAUUAUUUCCAGGCAUAUUUUACUACCUGGAUGUCGAACCUUCAUUGAUGUUUCUCAUUAUUUUCUUGUAGAUUGACCAACUAAGUCGCUAUCUACAAGACUUUAGUAUGGUGUAAAAAAAUGAUAUCAAUGUCUAGUUAAAGAUUACUAUUCGGGAAUAUGGACAGUUCUGCAGAAUUCUCAAAAAUUCUGAAAACCUCAAACAGAACUUGGGUAAUCUGUAUAAUAUAUUAGUAGAAUUGAAAGAUGCUUUUCAUUAGUUGUUGUUGAUGUUACAUCAUCAGUAUCAAGUAAAGUUCUUGUCUUCCCAAGAAGAAUUUCUGAGAAUUGUUCGGAAGACUGUACGCCUGGAGUUAUAGUGUCAUCUGUUUGUUCUCAUGUGUUCCAAACCA